GGGAGAGAGAGAGAGAGAGAGAGAGAAAGAGAGAGAGAGGGGAGGGGGAGAGUGGGGGGGCAACUUUCUCUGGUUUCUAACUGCAGACCGCCUUGCAGAGGGGCUUCACCACUGCGCUUCUGUGACGUGCCCUCUUGCCCAGGGGUGUGCACCGGCGUGUAUGACUGAGUGUGUGUGUACGUGAGCCAGAGCCUCAGGAGCCAUGUCGGACCCCCGGGACAUCGACGAGGAUGCCAUCCUCAAGGGCCUCAGUGCUGCGGAGCUGGACCAGCUGGAGUCUGAGCUGCAGGAGAUGGACCCCGAGAAUGCCAUGCUGCCUGCCGGCUUCCGGCAGCGUGACCAGACGAAGAAGGGCCCGACGGGGGCGUACGACCGCGACGCCCUGCAGCAGCACUUGGAGAAGCAGGCCCUGGAGCACGAGGACAGGGAGGACCUGGUGCCCUUCACUGGGCAGAAGAAAGGAAAGAGCUUCGUGCCCAAGAAAGAAGCCGAGAUCCCGGGGCACGAGCAGGUGAUGCUGGAGCCGGAGCUGGAGGAGGCUCUGAAAAACGCCUCCGACGCGGAGAUGUGCGACAUCGCAGCGAUCCUCGGAAUGUACACGCUGAUGAGCAACAAGCAGUACUACGACGCUCUGGGCACCACGGGAACCAUCGCCAACACGGAGGGCAUCAACAGUGUUGUGAAACCAGAUCCAUUCAAGAUCUUCCCCGAUGAGCUGCCCAACCCCACCAACGUGGAGGAGACCCUGGAGAGAAUCCACAACAACGACAGCAGCCUGACCGAGGUCAACCUCAACAACAUCAAGGACAUUCCCAUCCCAACACUCAAGGAGAUCUUUGAGGCCAUGAAGGGAAACUCCUUCGUGGAGUCUCUGAGCAUCGCCGCGACCCGCAGCAACGACCCCGUGGCCUACGCGUGUGCCGAGAUGCUGCAGGAGAACACCAGCCUGCAGAGUCUUAACGUCGAGUCCAACUUCAUCACCUCGGACGGCAUGAUGGCGGUCGUCAAGGCGAUGGCCAGCAACGCGACACUGGUGGAGCUCAAGAUCGACAACCAGAGGCAGAAGCUGGGCGACUCGGUCGAGAUGGAGAUCGCCGCCAUGUUGGAGAACAACUCCAGCAUCCUCAAAUUCGGCUACCACUUCACCCAGCAGGGUCCCCGCGCCAGGGCCGCCAUGGCGAUCACGCGAAACAACGACAUGAUUCGCCAGCAGCGAUUAAGAUGAGAGCGACGCGAGGCGGGCCUCCUGCGCGCCGGGAGCGCCGAAAACCAGUCCCCCCCCCCCCCCCCCCCCCCACCAUGGAGCCGGGGUUGCUGCGCGCGCGGCGCGACCCGCCUAACACCCCAUUUUCAUUUCAUCUGCCCCAGCUGUUUGUUUGUAGAGUGCUGAAUUCAUCAUAAAGGCAUGUGUAGGUCACGAGCAAAA
Molecule: messenger RNA, 1426 nt
Organism: Pungitius pungitius (ninespine stickleback)
Lineage: Eukaryota; Metazoa; Chordata; Actinopteri; Perciformes; Gasterosteidae
Gene: tmod4
Product: tropomodulin 4 (muscle)
Exons: 10
Coding region: 203-1225 (340 amino acids)
Biological process (GO): myofibril assembly; pointed-end actin filament capping; muscle contraction
Cellular component (GO): myofibril; striated muscle thin filament; cytoskeleton
Molecular function (GO): tropomyosin binding
Source: RefSeq, a predicted model, not a curated record